AUGUCAGCUUUCCAGAAAAUUGAAAGAUUUGAAUCUGCAGGAAGUUCUGACUCUAAGACUCUGCAACCUUCCAGUCUUCGAAACAUUGGUUCUUGGCUUCCUCUCUACCCUUCACCUGAGAAAUUUGUAUCCAAGCAGGAACUUGGAGACUGGCUCCCUACCUACCCAGGCCCCCACCCACGGGUUGAGCAGGCUAAACGACAACCCCCUGUGAAGCUAAGGAAGAUGUUUGGCUGGGGGGACUUCCAUUGCAGUAUAAAGACCACAACUCUGGAAAUGCUGAUUAAAGGGAAGAUAGUGGACCUUGGAAAUGGAACCUUCAGCGUUUACUUCACGAGCAACACAACUGGUUUUGGGAACGUGUCUGUUGGACUGACUCCACCUGCAAAAGUGGUGGAAUUUGACCUAAUGCCACAGACUGUGGUGCAAUCUGUAAAGUCCAGGCUGUUCAACUGCAAGGUGGAAUCUGAGAAGGUGGAACAAAGCAGCAGGGGUUCAAAGGGGUGCAACUCCCAGCGGACCCACAGCCACGUCUCAUGGCUCUGCUCCAAACCAUUCAAAGUCAUCUGUGUCUACAUCUCUUUUUACAGUGUGGAUUAUAAACUCCUAAAGAAGGUCUGUCCGGACUACAACUACCAAAGCGAUACUCCUUAUUUUCUCUCUGGGUGA
Electrophorus electricus (electric eel) is the source of this 669-nucleotide messenger RNA. The record is from RefSeq and is a predicted model, not a curated record. NCBI's taxonomy places the organism in Eukaryota, Metazoa, Chordata, Actinopteri, Gymnotiformes, Gymnotidae.